CGUGGGGACCCGCCGGCAGCUGUGUUGGCCCUGAGCUGCUGCCACGGGCACCAUGAGGGGUCUCUGGGCCCUCGUGCUCGCGGGGCUCAUCAGUGCCUGUGAGGGGAAGGAGCUGCCACCAGCGGAAGGGGAGCUGUGCCCGCAGCUCUGGGACGAGGAUCUGGUUGGGGACAAGUACGAGAACAUAACGGGUUUUAACCUGAUUAAAAGGUUCGAGCUGCUGAAGAUCUCGUCCAUCAAGAAGGUCCGCAGCCCCCGGGGGCCGGCGGUGCUGCGGCUGGGGGCUGUGCCCCUGGUCCAGCCCACCCAGCAGGUGUUUCCUCGUGGGCUGCCCCCCACCUUCACCCUCAUCUUCACCUUGCUGCUGAAGAAAAACAGCACCGGGGAGCACUGGUACCUCUUCCAGAUCACCGACCGGCAGGGAUACCCCCAGCUCUCCCUGUCCGUGCACGGCCCCGAGAAGAGCCUGGAGUUCCAGGCCAGGGCAGCGGGGGCCGCGUUCGUCAGCGCCGUGUUCGCGGGGAAGGCCGUGGCGUCCCUGUUCGACGGGCGGUGGCACAAGGUGGUGGUGGCCGUGCAGGGCCGCGCCGUCUCCGUCCACCUCGACUGCUCCUCCAUCUCCUCCAAGCCGCUGGCACCGCGGCGGGCGCUGGCCCUGGAGGGAAACGCCUUCCUGGGGCUGGAUGCUGUGCGUGGCACCCCGGUCCGGUUUGACAUCCAGCAAGCCCAGAUCUACUGUGAUGCCGAGCUGGCCCGGCAGGAGGGGUGCUGUGAGAUCUCGGCCAGCGGGUGCCAGACAGAAGCUCCCAAGACCCGUCGGCAGGCGGAGCUGAUGCAGAGCAGCAACCUCAUCGAGAUGGUGCCACAGCCCGAGGGCCGCGUCUACACCCGCUGCUUCUGCCUGGAGGAGCCGCUGGGCACCGAGCCGGUGAGAACCUCGGGGAGGACCAGCCUGAAGGAAGAUCCCAAGGGAAAGUGCCCGCCCUGCUCGGCACAGAUGGCAUCAACAAAUGUCACACUCGGCCCCUCAGGCCCAAAGGGCACCAAGGGUGAGCGCGGCCUGCCCGGCACUGCCGGCGCCAAGGGGGACAAGGGCGACCGUGGCGCUGACUGUGUGCGCACCCACCCCGGCGGCCCCGUGCAGUGCGCUGAGGGGCCACGGGGCGAGAAGGGGCAGCGUGGAGAGGUGGGCGCCCCGGGGGCCGCCGGUGCUGACGGGCAGAAGGGCCAGAAGGGCGAGAAGGGCGAUGGGGGACUGCAGGGCAAGCCGGGGCGCCCAGGGCGUGAUGGCCGGCCCGGAGAGAUCUGCGUGGUGGGCCCCAAGGGCCAGAAGGGUGACCCUGGCCUUGUGGGACCCGAGGGGCUGGCUGGCGAGCCGGGACCCCCAGGGAAGCCGGGCUCUCCAGGGAUUGGCUUUCCAGGGAAGCCGGGUGACCCUGGUGGCCCCCCAGGUCCGAAGGGAGAGAAGGGCAGCUCGGGAGCUCCUGGACCCGGAGGAUCGCCUGGGACACCCGGUCUCCCUGGUGCCCUGGGGCCAAAAGGAGACAAGGGCGAGCCAUGUGAGGUGUGUCCUACUGUCACCGAGGGCGUGCUCGGUGCCAUUGGGGUGCCCGGCAAACCAGGACCCAGAGGAGAGCCCGGAGCACCCGGCAGGGAUGGGGUCUCGGACAGACCCGGCCCUGCAGGACCCAAAGGGGACAGGGGAGAUCGUGGCAUCCAGGGGAUGAAAGGGGAGAAGGGGGACUCGUGCCUGUCCUGCGAUGUCCGUGUCCUUGCUGCGCUGCGCCGGGGUCCUGCCGAGGGGUUUGAGGGUGAGCCGGGGCUGCCGCAGGGUGACCUGGGGCUCCCCGGGCUGGCUGGGAUCAAGGGUGACAAGGGUGACAGUGGCCAGCUGGGACCCACGGGCAGACCGGGGCUCCCGGGAGAGAAGGGUGAUCCGGGUGUGCAGGGCCUCAAAGGAGAGAAGGGCGAGCCGUGCGGGCAGUGCCCUCCCACCCCACAGGCCCUCCAAGGGGCAGCGACAGCGGUGGCUGUGCCAGGACCACCGGGAGAAAGGGGCAAGAGUGGCCCCCCGGGCAGAGCGGGCAGACCGGGUGACGCUGGACAGAAGGGGCAGAAGGGGGACGCUGGCAGCCCCGGGGACCCGGGCACGCCGGGCAUGGCCGGUGUCCCAGGGCUGUCGGGUGAGCCUGGAAUCAGGGGUCCAGCCGGCCCCAAAGGAGAGAAGGGAGACCCCUGCGAGCCCGGUGCUGCUCCACUCGGGGACCUCUCGGACGUGGUUGGCAUCCCAGGAAAACCCGGGGCCAAAGGGGACCAGGGCCCCCCUGGCAUCGGCCAGCCGGGCAGACCCGGGAAGCCGGGGCUGCCAGGGGUCCAGGGUCCUCCCGGGCUGAAGGGGCUGCAGGGUGAACCAGGACCGCGGGGGAUCGGCCAGCCGGGACCACAGGGAGACCCCGGGAGCACCGGACCCCCCGGCACACCCGGCCCCCCUGGACCCCAGGGACCUCCGGGGACAGCAGGAGACAAAGGUGCCAAGGGAUCUCCGGGGCCCAAAGGUGCCGUGGGACCUCCUGGACCACCAGGGACCAGUGUCACAGGGCCACCGGGCCCCGAAGGGCAGCGGGGGCUCCCCGGCUCUGCUGGGCAGCCGGGGGAAAAGGGUGCCCAGGGAGAGAAGGGAGACCCCGGGGAGUGUUCCUGCCCCUCCAGCCCCCGCCAGGACCCCAACUACACCGGGAUGCCAGGAGCCCCAGGGCUGUGGACUGGGAUGUCCUGGCAGCCACAGCCAGGUCCACAGAGGGCCCCCGGAGCCCCUGGUCCCCCGGCCCCCGGUGCCCCCGGUCGCCAGGGAAUGCCAGGACACAACGGUUUGCCAGGACUGCCUGGGCCUGCUGGAGACCUGGGGCCGCUGGCAGUCAUGGCUGAGAGGAACAUCGAGGUGCUGAAGACUCUCUGUGGGGACUGUGUCCAGCUCCAGGCAGCCUUGGGAGCCCCCAGGGGUGUCGAGGGAGAGAAGGGGGACGGGGGCAUGCCAGGUGCCCCCGGCAGUGAGAGCUGCGCCCGCUGCUUUGCCCAGUUCCCGAGAGAGGAGGAGGCUCGGGGUGACAGCCCUGACACCGACUGUCCCGGCCAUCCCGGGUUGCCGGGUGCCCCGGGCAUCCCCGGUGAGAGAGGCGAGCAGGGCUCACCAGGACUGCGGGGACCCCCCGGACCGCCCGGGCCCAUCGGCCCCCCAGGCUUUCCUGGAACGCCGGGCGCACCCGGACUGCCCGGUCUCCAAGGGGAACGCGGCCCUGCUGGGCUCGCCGGAGCCAAAGGGGAGCCGGGGCCUCCAGGACAGCCUGGCUACCCCGGUGCAAUGGGCCCCCCUGGCCUGCCCGGCAUCAAAGGCGAGCGAGGCUACGCGGGCCCCCCCGGGGAGAAAGGGGAGCUGGGACCCCCCGGUGUGGACGGGCCCCCCGGUCCCGCAGGGCCCGCGGGACCAAGGGGAGAGCGGGGGCUCCCGGGCAGCGCCGGCGAGAAGGGGGAUCAGGGUUUCCAGGGCCAGCCUGGCUUCCCGGGACCACCGGGUCCCCCUGGCUUCCCAGGGAAGGUUGGUCCAGCUGGGCCACCAGGGCCCAUGGCUGAGAAGGGCAGCGAGGGCAUGCGAGGCCCCACGGGGAUGCCAGGACCCCCUGGACCCCCAGGACCUCCGGGCAUCCAGGGCCCCGCUGGCUUGGAAGGCCUGGAUGGCAAGGACGGCAAGCCAGGGCUGCGGGGUGAUCCAGGCCCCCCUGGGCCACCAGGGAUGAUGGGUCCUCCGGGGUUCAAGGGGAAGACAGGACACCCAGGUCUGCCAGGACCAAAGGGUGACUGUGGCAAACCUGGUCCCCCAGGGAGCCCAGGCCGGCCGGGAGCUGAGGGUGACCCCGGGCCCAUGGGACCCCAAGGCCGGCAGGGACCCCCAGGGCUCAUCGGACCCCCUGGCAGCCCAGGACAGCCGGGUCCCGCUGGCCUCGCUGGAGUGGGGCUGAAGGGUGAGCGUGGCUCCGUGGGGGAGCGAGGUCUGCCAGGGAUGCCAGGCCAGCCGGGACCCCCGGGACACCCUGGACCACCGGGGGAGCAGGGACCAGAUGGACCCGUCGGCAAAGAGGGUCCUCCGGGAAAGCCGGGCAUUGCGGGACCGGCGGGACAGAAGGGUGAAGCUGGAUCCCCCGGUGAAAGAGGGUACCCCGGGGAGAAGGGCAGAGCUGGAAUGCCUGGGGGACCAGGAAAGAGCGGCUCCAUGGGCCUCGUGGGGCCACGGGGACCCGCGGGAGAGAGGGGACUCCCCGGCUCUCCGGGACCCGCGGGCAGCCCCGGGCUGCCGGGACCCCCGGGGAUGAUGGGAGACGUGGUGAAUUACGACGAGAUCAAGAGGUUCAUCCGGCAGGAGCUGAACAAGAUGUUUGACGAGCGGAUGGCGUACUACACAUCCCGGCUGCACUUCCCGGUGGAGAUGGUGGCGUCCCCGGGCAGACCCGGUCCCCCCGGGAAGGACGGGCUGCCCGGCCGGCCGGGACCCCCCGGUUCCCCAGGGAUGCCGGGGCAGAUCGGCAGAGAGGGGCGGCAGGGCGUGCCGGGCAUGCGGGGUGAGCCGGGAGCCAAAGGAGAGAAAGGCGAGAAGGGCGUUGGGAUGAUGGGGGACAGCGGCCCCCCAGGACCCCCAGGCCCCCAGGGACCGCCAGGCUACGGGAAGAUGGGCCCCCCGGGCCCCGUGGGGCAGCAGGGCAUCCCCGGCAUUCCGGGCCCCCCCGGUGCCACGGGGCAGCCGGGCAAGGCGGGGCACUGCAGCCCGGCGGAGUGCCUGGGAGCCGUGCCCGUGGAGCAGCCCCUCUUCCAGCCCAAGAACGUCAAGGGCCCCUUCGGCUGAGGGUCCCCGCGCUCCCCGCGCCCCCCGGCUUUGCUGUUAAUAUUGUUUCCCCGCUGUGCCGGGGCCGUGCCUGUCUCGGGGGGGCGGGAUCUGGGAUCUGGGAUUGUACAGCCCCGUCGGGAUCGCGAGGGCGGGUGGAUCCUGCCCCCGCAAAUACACCCGUGCUGGUGCCCCCGCGCCUCCCGCUCCGUGAUCGGCACAGAGGGAUCUCUGCGUGUCCUCAUCCCUGUUCCUCUGGGAUGCUGCUCUGGCCGGUCCUGAGGCCACCCCAGCUGGCGGCGUGGGCGAGCUCCC
Messenger RNA from Myiozetetes cayanensis, 5185 nucleotides. RefSeq names its product collagen type XVI alpha 1 chain (gene COL16A1). Lineage: Eukaryota; Metazoa; Chordata; Aves; Passeriformes; Tyrannidae. The record is from RefSeq and is a predicted model, not a curated record. The transcript is spliced from 71 exons. The coding region runs from base 53 to 4891 and encodes 1612 amino acids.